Ostertagia ostertagi is the source of this 504-nucleotide messenger RNA. Lineage: Eukaryota; Metazoa; Nematoda; Chromadorea; Rhabditida; Trichostrongylidae. The record is from the annotation of a GenBank genome assembly.
AUGUUCUACUCGCUGUGCCUUUGGUUUCUGAGCAAGUUCUUCAACAUAUCGGACGUUCGACCUUUCCAUAAUCCUGAAGAAUUCACCGCAAAUCACCGCAAUGCAAUCACAUCAGCAGCCGGUCUGAUAGUUGUGGACAAGAGCAAGCACCAUUCUGCCUUCAUCGCCGCUACUGCAUCGGGUUCCCUUCGCACAGUAGAAGCCGUCGCGUCUGCAGUGCUUCGAAUGCUGCUGUUCGAUGAAGAACCCGGCGCUGCCAUCAAUGCCAACGCAACCUUUCAUGAUUUCGUACGAGGCGGUUUCUAUUGCGAAAAUCAGGAUGAGAAGUUUUUGGAAGCGAUUCAAAACUACGCAAAUAUGACGAGUUGCCUACCGGUGGACACGUCGAAUGUUGCCCAUGUAGACAGAGUGGCUAUGGCCGUACGGCGACGGCUACCUGACGGCCGACUUGUGGGCGCCGUAGAUGGCCGAGCGGUCGAUUUCAACUAUGCGGCAGGAUUUUGA